CCUCAUCUUCCUCCGUACCCGCGCCCUGAUCCGUCCACCACCGAUUGACUUUCUGCUGCAGCCGCUGGAUGCAUUACCGUGGAUUCAGUGGAGCAUCAAGCUGCUUGUCAAGGGGAUCAUCAAGCUGGCUGUCUCCUUUCUUACCUGGGUCGUCCCGCCCCUCGUGGUUGAAACGGUCGUUCGAUUACUGGGAGAGGCGUCCUUCAUCGUUCGAGCGUAUAGGCAGUGUUGGGUGGCGUUUGGUGACUUAGGCAACCUUCUGCGGUCCGUCGCUCGCUCUGUCAGGAGCGGGUUGCGUGUGGCGCUGGCGAUCGGCAGAAUAGUCCUCGAGUGUUUUAUGGCGCUGCUUCUCAUCGAUGGGAUCCAGAUCACCUGGCUCUGGGCCAGCGAGGACUUUUUGGUGCGGCUGGGAGAGGAGAUACUGGUUCUUGGACAGCUGGGCGUCCCCCCGCCGCUCAUCCCUGUGGUCAUCCGAUGGCUGCGCUGCACCUUGUCGCCGGUCUGCUUGGUCAUAAUAUGCCGUCUAAUCUGGAGUGAGCUGACGCAUGUGCUGCUGCCAAUCGACAGCAGAGUGGGGUAUCUGUUGCGGCUGCUGUACGUGAUCGAGGAGGGCGGCUGCUGGGACCGAUGCGUGUCGCUCAUCCACUACCUCAGGAACAGCAGCCGCCUCCCCUCUCUGCCCAUCGUCAUCACGGCAUACGAUCUGCAGCAAACGGGCGGCCGAGCGGUGUUCAGCUCGCGACCACAGGCGGUCCGUCAGUACUCGCUAUUUGGCCACCGUCUCUCGAUCAUUGGCCGGUGUGUGGGUCUCAUGUGUGUCAACGGCCGCGACUAUCUGGGCGGCUCAGCAGACAGCGAUGCGCUGACGUACGUCAGCAUCGAUUUGACUGAUCGCGACCCGCCGACCAAAUGUGAGCAGAGCAGCAGGGAGAGCAAACACACACAUGAGGGGGACGGCGGAGAGAGAGGUGAAUGAACGUGUGAAUCGUUUGUUUCGCGUCUGCUUUCUGUCUGCAGGUGGCAGGGACGUAUUCUCUUCCUUCACGGACGCCAUCGUCUUCCUGGGCGAUGUGUACAGCGGGAUGGACCCCCGGCUGCGCCCCCACUUCACCCACCCAAGUGAACUCAUCACUCCACCUCCCACCCAGUACCGGCUCACGGAAGACAUCAUACUGCACUCACGGGGCAAGUGGAAUGGCUGCCGCAAAGCGGGCGCGUGGUGGGUCAACAACGCAAAUUUGCUGCGCCAUUCGGCGACCUUCAUUCUGUGUGGGGACAAGGCGGCUGAUGAGUUUCUUGUCUCCGUCGACCAACGUCUUCAGAUCUGCACCACCGAGCCCCCUGUGGCUUGGAAGCGCCGCCCAGAUGAGCGUUACCCUCGCACAGCCGCACUCAUCCGCGAGAAGGUGGUGGCCGCAUAGCGGGCGGCCUUCUGCCUAUAUAGGGGCACAGAGAGGGAGGGGGGCGGGGGUAGGUGAGUGUAGGUGAGUGGGUGAGGGUAGUGCGAGAAGGAAGUGCUGGUUUAAGUCUCUACUUGUGCAUGAGAUGGUGCACGAAUUGGGUGCAGCGGUUGUGUGUUCCGGGCUGCCUUUGGACAGACAGGCAGACAGACAGACAGUGCAGCGGGUGGUGGCCUUAGCAAUCUGGAUGAUCUACUUGAGUAGAGAGGGCGGGGAGGGGCGUGUGCAUUUCUGUUGUGAUGCUUGUUCGUUCGUGGGACUUUUUGUGCAUCAAUCGGUUCUUCCGGUCGCUCUAGCUGGUGAGGCACAUGCCGACUCACUGUGCAUGCACCCAUGGGGCACAUUCGAAUUAAUGUCAGUCACCGCAUGGCCUUCCUUCUAGCUAAGCCCAUCUGUCCACCAGAUGCCGUUGUCUUCGAUCGUGGACGGUCGUGUGGUUCUGACUGAUUUAUGGCUGCGUUGCUCCCGCUGACGUGG
This is a messenger RNA of Vitrella brassicaformis, 1937 nucleotides long. Lineage: Eukaryota; Vitrellaceae. The record is from the annotation of a GenBank genome assembly.